This is a messenger RNA of Labrus bergylta (ballan wrasse), 1410 nucleotides long. RefSeq names its product 5-hydroxytryptamine (serotonin) receptor 3B (gene htr3b). Gene Ontology annotation, molecular function: acetylcholine-gated monoatomic cation-selective channel activity; serotonin-gated monoatomic cation channel activity. The record is from RefSeq and is a predicted model, not a curated record. NCBI's taxonomy places the organism in Eukaryota, Metazoa, Chordata, Actinopteri, Labriformes, Labridae. Gene Ontology annotation, biological process: regulation of membrane potential; nervous system process; signal transduction. Gene Ontology annotation, cellular component: postsynaptic membrane; neuron projection; synapse.
AUGAGACACCUGGAUGAUACUUUCUAUCUGAAGUUUGAAUCUGAUGUCGUUCAUUUGGCUGAUGCUGCUUUCUCAGCUCCUCUGGCUGAAUGUGUGCCAGAGAAGCCGAAGAGGUCUGCUCUGAACCAGUUGACCCGGACCCUCCUCAGGAAAUACGACUGCGGAGUUCGACCCGUUCACAACUGGACCAGUCAUAUCACCAUCCACAUCGACCUCAUCCUGCAGUCUGUCCUUGACGUGGAUGGAAAGACCCAGAGCAUGACAAUAAGUAUUUGGUACAGACAGAUCUGGACAGAUGAGUUCCUGGUUUGGGACCCAGAAGAGUUUGACGGCAUCACUGAGAUCUCGUUGUCAUCUGAUGCCAUCUGGAUACCUGAUGUUAUCGUCAGUGAAUUUGUGGAUGCAGGGAAGUCCCCUCCGAUCCCCUACGUUUACGUCAACUCCUCUGGAUCAGUGAAGAACAACCGGCCCAUGCAGGUGGUGCUGGCCUGCAGCCUGGAGAUGUACGCCUUUCCGUUUGACAAGCAGAACUGCAGCCUCACCUUCCGCAGCUGGCUUCAUUCAGUGAAGGAAAUAGACCUGGCUCUGUUGAGGAGUGCAGAGGCCAUUGCUAAUGAUCAGAAGGAGUUCAUGAAUGACGGAGAAUGGGAGCUAUUGUCAGUUCCCUCCCGCUACUGGCAAAUCCACCAGGACGACACUGAUUAUGCACAAAUCCAGUUCAAUGUGUUAAUCCGCCGGCGCCCCCUGCUGUACGUGGUGGGUCUCCUCAUCCCCAGCAUCUUCCUCAUGCUCGUAGACGUCAUCAGUUUCUACCUCCCUCUGAACAGUAGAACCCGCAUCGCCUUUAAGAUCAGCAUCCUGCUGGGCUACACAGUCUUCAGAGUCAACCUGACGGACGACCUUCCCUCGACCGCAGUCAGAACUCCCCUCAUAGGUGUGUUCUUCGCCGUGUGCAUGGCUAUGCUGAUGCUCAGCCUGACUAAGUCCAUACUGGUGGUGAAGCUGCUCCACCACAGCGAGAAAGAGGUCAAGCAAUUCUCAGUGUCGGCCUGCCUGCUGGACAAGUACGGCUCGGCUGGCCAGGAGUUCACCGAGAGCACCUUGACCUCCCUGAAAACCCUCGAAUUUAUCAACCCGUCUGAAGAUUAUGAGCUGGAUCCCUCACUGGAGGAGGACCUGCUGUCCCUGAAUGAAGUCCAACAUGCUCCUUCUGGUCUCGAGUGGCUCCUCCAGGAGUUGGUCUCCCUCCGUCUGGCUUUUUCCGAGGAUGACAGGGAGUCUGCAGCUCAGGCCGAUUGGCUGGCUCUCUGCCUUAAACUGGACCUCUACCUGUUCCGCUUUUACCUGUUUGUUCUCAUCCUGUAUACCAGCACUCUGCUGCUGCUCUGGGCCAGUUGGAGCUUCGCCUGA